Chlorella variabilis is the source of this 1374-nucleotide messenger RNA. RefSeq lists its product as hypothetical. NCBI's taxonomy places the organism in Eukaryota, Viridiplantae, Chlorophyta, Trebouxiophyceae, Chlorellales, Chlorellaceae. Bases 1 to 1374 code for a protein of 457 amino acids. The transcript has a single exon. The record is from RefSeq and is a predicted model, not a curated record.
AUGUCGGAGGCUAGUGUUGAUGCCGGCCAGAGCCAGCCGGCGGCCCAGGAUGGAGUCGCGAAGGCCCCGGUGGCGGCGCCAACUGGACCUGCGCCUGGUGCGGGAGGCGGACAGGCGCCGCCGCACUGGGGCCAGCAGCCUGUGGGCCCUUCCGCCGGCUGGCAUGGAGAUGUUCCUGACGGUACCACGCCACCGCCUGGCUACUAUUACAUGAUGCCGGGCGCCGAGUACAUUCCGGCGAGCUGGGGCUCGCCGCCCAUGGCCGCAGAUGGCGGCGGCGCUGCCCAGCCGGGCAUGGUGCCACCGCCUCCCGGCGCAUUCAUGGGGCAGCCCACGUGGGGGGAGGCCUACCCUGGGCCUACCUUUGAGCAGCAGCAGCAGUACAUGGCCAUGUGGUGCCCGCCUGGAUACGGCGGUCCCGGCUACCUGGUGCCAGAUGCACAGCAGGCCAACUGCAUGCCUCCGCCACCAUACGAGGAGCAGCAGUACGAACAGCAGCAGUACGAGCAACAGCAGUACGAGCAGCAGCUGAUGUACAUGCAAGCCUACCAGCAGCAGUUCUACCCAAUGCCUCCCCAGCCGCCACUGUUUGCCAUCUCGCCGGCCCAGCCGAUUCAGCGCCAGGUGUCACGCCGCCAGCAGCUGGUGCAGCGGCGGCAGCAGCAGGAGCAGGGCCGGCUGGCGCGCAAGAAGAAGGCGGCGCUGCCGGCGGAGGCCUCCUUUGGGUGCGAGGGCAGCUUCCUGGCCAGCGCAGAGGCCAGUGUGGUGGAUGACGCGGGCUCGGCGGCGGCCACACCCCGCUCAAGGCGCAGCAUCGACGGCCCCGCAGCGCCGCCACACCACGCCCGCCGCUCCUCUGAUGCCGGCCCCGCUGCGGGGGGUGCGGAGCUAGCGCAGCUGCGUGCGCCAGUCCUGUCGUCGUCCUCGCUGCCGCACCCCCAGCCAGGUGCGGGCAAUUCCCAGUCGCCCUCCAUAGUGUAUGACCGCGCCCCCCGCGCCGUGGCCUGGCGGCCCUACAGCUAUGCCGACUACCGCGGCCGCAACUAUGAUGCCAAGGCAUCGGGGAGGUACUGGGAGCUGGGAGGGCUGGGACCCGCACACGGGGCGGGCACCGGCACCAGCGACGCGCAGUGGCAGGCGCAGCAGGACAAGCGCGAGCGGCAGCAGCAGUUUGGGCAGGCGGUGAGUGAGUGGGGCGCUGCUGCAUUGCCAGGCAGGGCCUGUCUGGAUGGCUCCCUGCUGCAGCUGCUAGUGUAUGGCAGGCGAGUGGACCAAUCCCUGGUCGCACCACCCCAUGCAUGCCUCGCCCUCGCCGCUCGGCGCCGCCACUCCUGCAGGCCAGCAAGCAGAACCGCGAGCGCAUCGAACGCAUAG